UGCAAAGCAGUCGAAUAUUACGUGUUUGUCCAAUUCGUGAGUUAAGUAACCAAAAUGCGGGGCUUAUCAGCGUUUCUGCUUUUGCUCUGCCUCCAACGGGUGAAGUCGGACGAAUCUGCUGCAGCACGGCGUCCCAACAUAAUCAUCAUUAUGGCCGACGACAUGGGCUUCGAUGAUGUGAGCUUUCGAGGCGGCCGGGAGUUUCUAACCCCCAAUAUCGAUGCCUUAGCCUAUCACGGUCGUCUACUGGACCGCCUCUACGCCCCGGCGAUGUGCACUCCAUCGCGGGGAGCACUGCUCAGCGGCCGGUACCCAAUACACACGGGCACCCAGCACUUUGUAAUCAGCAACGAAGAGCCGUGGGCCCUAACCCUCAAUGCCACAUUGAUGCCGGAGAUCUUCAAGGAAGCUGGUUACUCCACGAACCUGGUGGGAAAAUGGCAUCUGGGCUUCUCCCGCCCGGAAUAUACGCCCACUCGGCGGGGAUUUGACUAUCACUUCGGCUAUUGGGGCGCUUAUAUAGACUACUUCCAGAGACGAUCCAAGAUGCCAGUGGCCAACUAUAGUAUGGGCUACGAUUUCCGGCGGAACAUGGAGCUGGAGUGCCGGGAUCGUGGGGUUUAUGUAACUGAUUUGCUUACCGCCGAGGCGGAACGUUUGAUUAAAGACCAUGCUAGUAAGGAGCAACCCCUUUUCCUUAUGCUUAGCCACCUGGCUGCCCACACGGCCAACGAGGAUGAUCCUCUGCAAGCUCCCGAGGAGGAGAUACAAAAGUUUUCCUAUAUUAAGGAUCCCAACCGAAGGAAAUAUGCAGCAAUGAUCUCCAAACUGGACCAGAGCGUGGGACGUAUAAUGAGCUCACUGGCCGCCACGGAUCAAUUGGAGAACAGCAUUGUGAUCUUCUACUCGGACAAUGGAGCCCCAUCGGUGGGUAUGUUCGCGAAUACGGGCUCCAAUUUCCCACUCCGUGGGCAGAAGAAUACACCGUGGGAGGGCGGAGUACGGGUGGCUGGUGCGAUUUGGAGCCCCAAGCUUCAAGCACGCGGCUCCAUCUUCAGCCAGCCCUUAUAUGUGGCCGACUGGUUGCCAACACUUUGCCGUGCUGCAGGCAUAAAGCUGGAUAGCUCUCUGAAACUGGACGGAAUCGAUUUGUGGCCCGAGCUAUCCGGAUCCGCAGAUGCUCCCCACGUUCCUCGAGAGAUUCUGCACAUCUUGGACGACGUUUGGCGCCUGGCUGCUCUCCAAUUGGGACAGUGGAAGUAUGUGAAUGGCAGCACUGGCGCCGGCCGAUACGACUCGGUGCUCACCUACCGGGAACUGGACGACCUGGAUCCCCGCGAGAGUCGCUAUGCGGUGACGGUGCGCAAUUCCGCCACCUCAAGGGCCCUUUCUCGUUACGAUUUGCGUCGGCUGACGCAACAACGGAUUUCUAUCAUCCGUCGAUUGGCUGCUGUGCGUUGUGGAGACCUCCAAAGGUCGUGUAAUCCUCUGUUGGAGGAGUGCUUGUACGACAUCUCAACGGAUCCCUGUGAGCAGAACAAUCUAGUUUACUCCGAGAGGCACUCCGAUGUUUUGGCCGCCCUACGAAGACGUGUUCAAGAACUAAGAGCCAGUGCAUCCCGCCCGGGAAAUCGAGCCAGCAUGCCGGAGGCAGAUCCCACAUUGCACACCUGCGCCUGGGAGUCCUUUGAAGUGUUGAAGCCGAAAAUCGUUCCUUUGGAAUGCGACUACGAAGGCGUACCUUGUUAAUAAGCCAAAAAUAAAGAAUUAGGUAAAAGAGCAAGAAAUGAUUGUAAGUCUGGAAGCAGAUAAUGAUGCAAAAACAUAUUUCGUUUAAGUUUUUUUAGUAUACUUGUAAUAAAUGA
Molecule: messenger RNA, 1865 nt
Organism: Drosophila teissieri
Lineage: Eukaryota; Metazoa; Arthropoda; Insecta; Diptera; Drosophilidae
Product: arylsulfatase B
Exons: 5
Coding region: 55-1749 (564 amino acids)
Source: RefSeq, a predicted model, not a curated record